AUGGAGAAAUCGUUAUUUUUUGAUGAGUCACAUGAGAGUGAUUUAGUUGAAUCAAUUGAUGAAUUCAGUUUGAGAGAGGAAAUGACAUUACCUGCUUCAGAAAAUUCAAAAAAAAAAAAUCAACGACAAGAUGGCUUUUGGAAAAGCAUCUCUGAGAAAUUUAUGAGUUAUCAAAAUAAUAUUUCUAAAACACGUCGAAUUAUAACAGUCUCCAUGGAUGCAGAGUUUCCCCAGAACGAAAUUGACAAAAUUGCACAAGAUUUUGCUAAUCAUGUCCAAUGGUCUCCACAACCUAUUCCUAAAUACCUUCAAAAACAUUUCGAUUCUAAUUACGAUCCAUCUAAGAUUGAGAGGAUUGAAGACUAUUCAGCAAUAUGUCAUAUACCUUCCGUAAAGGGAGCUAAUACUGAAGAAUCACUCAAAUAUACAACAAUAUACCCUCUGUUUAAUGCAGUCGUGGAUCCAUUAUUGGUUAAUGAUAUGUGGGGAGAGGUUCAAGCAGUUGGUUCUAAAGAAGCAAGAAACGAAAAUGCGAAUCCUUUUGUUAAGCUCGCGUUGGAAGAAAGGUCGAUAUGA
Messenger RNA from Rhizophagus irregularis DAOM 181602=DAOM 197198, 576 nucleotides. NCBI's taxonomy places the organism in Eukaryota, Fungi, Glomeromycota, Glomeromycetes, Glomerales, Glomeraceae. The record is from RefSeq and is a predicted model, not a curated record.